UAACCAUCCUAUUAGAAUACACAAACGAAUGGAAACCAUGAAUCUCAAUUUUGCGAAGAUGGACUUUACCGAUUUUACCAAAGUGUGAUUUCAAUUUUAUAGCGAGAAGUCGACAAUUCAUAGAUGGGCUUAUUGUUGAAUAAAGUUAAAUAUAUUUUCACUCAAUCAUCAUGAGAACAAGAACUUAUGAUGAGUCGAUGUCUGAAUCCCCGGGUGACAGCAGUUCAUCCUCAUCGUCUUCUUCAGAAUCCGAAAGCGACGAAGAGCGAAGAAAGCAGAGACAAGAAGAAAUUUUAAUAAACACCACAAAGCGCGAUGAAACGACCGAGAGAAUCGGGGAUAAGACGGACAAUACAUCUGAAGUAGCUACCGUAAACACAACUAACAAUACAGAGCAAGCAAACUUAGACUCAAGCACCAACAACGCUUCUAAAGAAAACAUCGUCGAGGGGGCGAAAAGCGAUGAAAAAAGGGCAAAUUCGCAAACAGAGUCGUCGAGCAGUAGUAGUAGCUCGAGUAGCAGUAGCGAAGAGGAAAGUCGUUCUCCUUCGAGAGUAGAGGUUACACCGGCGGUCACCCCUCCAACUGACAUUCCAACAGUCGUUAUCAAGCAGGCUAGUUCUGCUGAUUUAGAAACAGGCGACACCGCAGACGACACAGCCGAGAAGGUCAGUGACGCCAAAAAAGAGACACACAGUGACGUCACAACUGAAACGAAAAAGGAUAGUGACGUCACCAUCGCGGAUAAAUUUUCCGCUUUAAUACAAGGCGCGAAGGAAGACGCGGGAAAAAAAUCGUCCAGCGAUUCCAGCAGUUCGUCAUCUAGCGAUAGUGACAGCGGCGGGAAAACAGCUAACGUCACAAUUCAAAAGAAUACAGACGUCACAAAGGAAGUAGCGACCGUAUCUGUGACAUCACAGGAGAUUAAAACAGAGGAAUCAAGAGACGCGCAUAUAAUCCUACCAGUACAAUCACCAUCCGUGGAACCCAUCAAGAAAGAAACUAAAUCGUCGUCUUCGAGUUCGUCUUCGGAAUCGGACAACGAAAAACAGAAAACUACAGAUCAAGCAGUGGCAAAACCAGAAAUUGUAGAGGUAACACCGUCAAUUGAACUCCACGGCGAAGUAAAGAUUGACGUCACAAAAGACGUUGAAGUCUCUCAUAUUGACGUCAUUAAAACCGAUACGUCAACAAAAGUUACAAAAAGUAGCAGCAGUAGCAGUUCCAGUGAAAGCGACAAAGAAGUCAACAAAAGUGACGCCAUAAAAACCGGAACAAUAAUUCACAGUGAGGUCAUAAAGACUAAAACGGUUGUCCACACUGAGGUCAACAAUAAAACAAGUGACGUAACAAUACAAAAGCCCAUAGUUUCGACACAGGUCAAAACUGAUAAACAGAGUAGCAGCAGCAGUUCCAGUGACAGCGAUAAAGAAAAAUCGAAAAGUGACGUAACAAUCUCGAAACCAGGUGUUGUCAUAGCAACACAGAAGAAAAAAAGUGAUCACAGUUCUAAAAGUUCGUCGGAUUCAAAAGGUUCGAAACCCAGAAGAGCGAGUUCGUCUGACAGAAAAUCGGAUAAAAGUGACUCGGAUUCGAACAAAAAGAAAAUUCUAAGACGAAAAAGAAGGGAGGAAGCUCGUCUAAAAAAUCUUGAUAUCAGCUCGAGUUCGGAUUCGGAAGACGAAAAUUCGGUCUUCAAUCGAGCAAAAAAAAAAGCAUCGGGGUUGAAAAAACGUGUCGGAGAAAUCGAAAUUGAAAUAAAAUCAAGUUCGUCUUCUAGUUCGGGAAGCAAGAAGGCUACAAGCAAGCCCAAUUCGCCGAAAUCUCCGAGGAAACACGAAAAUAAAAGUUCUAGUUCGUCAAGUUCGGAUUCGAAAAAAGCGAAGCCUGUUGUAAAACCACCUUCUCCGAAACCACCUAAAGUUGAAGUACCGAAACUUACAAAACCGAAGCGAGAUUCGAGUUCUUCUAGUUCGGAUUCGGAUUCGAAGAAGUCAAAACCAGUGAAGAAACCUGAUUCUCCGAAGUCUCCCAAAAAGGAUAAACCGAAGAAAGAUUCAAGUUCAUCAAGUUCGGAUUCGAAAAAAUUUGACUUCAAUAUCGAGGCUCCUUCCAUAAAAGUUCCAUCACUUCCGAAAUUUCCAAAUCACAAAAAAAGUUCAAGUUCGUCCAGCUCUGAUUCGGAUUCAAAAAAAACUAAACCACUGAAAAAGCCUGAUUCUCCAAAAACUCCGAAAUCUCCUAAAAAAGAAAAACCAAAGCGAGAUUCGAGUUCAUCAGAUUCGAAUUCGAAAAAAUUUGAUUUCAAGGCUCCUUCAAUCAAAGUUCCAUCACUUCCGAAUCUCAAAAAAAGUUCGAGUUCGUCUAGUUCGGAUUCGGAUUCGAAAAAGGCAAAGCCAGUGAAGAAGCCUGAUUCUCCGAAAUCUCCCAAAAAGGAAAAGCCAAAGCGAGAUUCGAGUUCGGAUUCGAAGAAAUUCGACUUCAAGGCUCCUUCCAUAAAAGUUCCAUCACUUCCGAAGUUUCCGAAUCUCAAAAAAAGUUCGAGUUCGUCCAGCUCUGAUUCAGAUUCGAAAAUAACAAAACCAGUGAAGAAGCCUGGUUCUCCAAAAUCCCCGAAAUCUCCUAAAAAAGAAAAACCAAAGCGAGAUUCGAGUUCAUCAGAUUCGAAUUCGAAAAAAUUUGAUUUCAAGGCUCCUUCAAUCAAAGUUCCAUCACUUCCGAAGUUUCCGAAUCUCAAAAAAAGUUCGAGUUCGUCCAGCUCUGAUUCAGAUUCGAAAAAGACAAAACCAGUGAAGAAGCCUGGUUCUCCGAAAUCCCCGAAGUCUCCUAAAAAAGAAAAACAGAAGCGAGAUUCGAGUUCGUCAGGUUCCGAUUCGAAAAAACCCAAACUUGGAAUAAACGUUCCUUCGUUCAAAGCUCCCACACUUCCGAAGUUUCCGAAUUUCAAAAAAAGUUCUUCGAGCUCAUCUAGCUCCGAUUCGGAUUCGAAAAAGGCGAACCCAGUGAAGAAGCCUGGUUCUCCUAAGCCUCCUAAGAAGGAAAAAGCGAAGCGAGAUUCGAGUUCGUCAGAUUCGGAUUCCAAGAAGCCAAAACUCGGAAUUAAAGUUCCUUCAUUCAAAGCGCCAACUCUUCCGAAGUUUCCGAAUCUCAAAAAAAGUUCGAGUUCGUCAAGUUCGGAUUCGGAUUCGAAAAAGGCAAAACCAGUGAAGAAGCCUGGUUCUCCAAAGCCUCCUAAAAAGGAAAAACCGAAGCAAGAUUCGAGUUCUAGUUCGUCAGAUUCGGAUUCAAAAAAGACAAAACCAAUUCCCAUAAAAAUACCAACUAUAAGAACACCCACGCUUCCACGAUUUGCUGGCCUCAAAAAAGAUUCGAGUUCAUCAAGUUCGGAUUCGGAUUCAAAAACAUCGAAGCCUGUGAAGAAACCUGCAAGUCCGAAACCAACAAAAUCUAAAAUAGUUAUAAAAAAGACAAAAACAAGAAGUCGGAGUUCGUCAAGUUCGAGUUCGGAUUCGGACAACAAAAAGAAACCAAUUAUAGCUUUUAAAAUACCAGAAACAAAGCCUAAAAAGGCGCCACCAGCUGAAAAACCAACAGUUCAAGCAAAAUCACCAACAAGACGCCCGAAAGAGAGUGGAAAACCAAAAAAGAAAAGAGAUUCGAGUUCUAGUAGCUCGAGUUCGGAUUCGGACAGCAAAAAGAAGCCAAUUAAGGCUUUCAAAAUACCAGAAUCGAAGUCUAAAAAAGCGCCUCCAGUUGCGCCCAAAAAACCCGCAGUUUCAAAACCCGUAACGAACAAAUCUCCAACAAGACGUCCGAAAGCGCCGGAAAAGCCCAAGAAAAAAAGAGAUUCGAGCUCUAGUAGUCCGAGUUCGGAUUCGGAUAACAAAAAGAAACCGAUCAAAGAUUCAAAACCCAAAAAAUCGACUUCAAUUGUACUGAAAAAGCCCGCAGUCACGAAACCAGCUGCAACGAAAUCACCAACAAGACGUCCGAAGCCAUUGGAAAAAUCGAAGAAAAAAAGAGAUUCUAGUUCCAGUAGUUCGAGUUCAGAUUCGGAUAGCAAAAAGAAGCCGAAUAAAGAUUUAAAAUCCAAAAAAUCGACUUCAGUUGUAGUGAAAAAGCCCAUAGUCACAAAACCAGCUGCAACGAAAUCACCAACAAGACGUCCGAAGCCAUUGGAAAAACCGAAGAAAAAAAGAGAUUCAAGCUCUAGUAGUUCGAGUUCGGAUUCGGAUAGCAAAAAGAAAUCGAAAAAAGAUUCAAAACCCAAAAAAUCGACUUCAAUUGUAGUUAAAAAGGCAGAAGUUACAAAAACAACGCCAGCAAAAUCACUAACAAGGCGUCCGAAGCCUUUAGAAAAACCGAAGAUAAAAAGAGAUUCGAGCUCUAGUAGUUCGAGUUCGGAUUCGGAUAACAAGAAACGGUCAAAGGUCAAAAAAGCGGAAGUUACUGUAAUAAAAAGGAGUCCGCAAAAGCCAAGAGCUCCAAAACAACCCAAAAUCCCCAAAAUUAAGCGUGAUUCUAGCUCCGAUUCGGGUAAAAAGGUCGUCAAAAAGAUAUCACCGCCUCCUAAGAAAGCUCCAACCGGUCCGAAAUUACCCAAAGUUACUGUCGUAACCAAAAAGAAAAGAGAUUCAAGCUCUAGUAGCAGCAGUUCAGAUUCUGAGAACGAUAAAAAGAAUAAAAAAGCUAUUUCCGUCCCUAAAAAGACUUCAAAAGUACAAAAAUCGGUAAAAACGAAACGUGACUUGAGUCCUAAUUCCGAACGCAGAAAAGUGACCGAAGUUAACAAGAGAGCGUCAAGGGAACCGAGAAAACCGAAGAUUGAACUAAGCAAAAAGCGAGACUCAAGUUCCAGCUCCGAUUCAGAUAAAGAUAAGUCUAAAAAGAAGUCUACUAUUACGAUAGUGGUCAAAAAAUCAGAAAAGGGUCCGAAAGUGUCCAAAACGCACAAAAACCGAUCUGAAUCAAGUUCAAGUUCGGACACUGAUAAAGAAAAGUCAAAUAAAGUUGAAAAGAAAGAUAAAUCUACCGAACCACAUAAAAAACGAACUGAUUCGAAUAAAAGUUCGAGCGACGAAAAGAAUAAAUCACCAAGAAGACCGAAAUCUCGAAAAUCGAACAAAAGUCGAAGCGGAACGGAUUCGAGUUCGGACCGGGGAUCAAAGAAAUCUUCUGGGCACAAAAAGCGAUCAAAAAGUCGUUCCCGAAGUCGAAGUUCUUCUAGUUCGAAUUCGGACAAAUCAGCUAGCAAAAAGACCACGCCCAGAACUAAAUCACCCAAUCAACGAUUGACUUCUCCGAAAUUCAAAUCUCAAGAAACCAAUCAGAAAACGAUGGAGACCUCACGCAGACAUCGGCACAAGCAUAAGAAGCGAGAUGAACGUUCUUCCUCGUCUUCUUCAAGCGAUUCCAGUAGUUCAAAAAGUUCUAAUCGAUCUGGAACGCCAAGACCAAAAGCAGCUCAUCCAUCUCGACGAUCUCAAUCCCCACAAAAAUCUGAUGGAAUUUCGCCUCCUCCAAGAACACCCACAGGCGACUCAGAACUACAUAUCCUACGUCGUAGAAAGAAAACAAGCUCGGCACCGACACGGCCAACGUACAUGAUGGCGCAGAGUGCAAACUUGGUUUAUUUGCAAAAAGAAUUAGACAGAAUACAAAAAGACCUUGACAGUAUGAAGCGAGUAAACAUGGCAAAAAGACCUGAAGUCAAGCCAUACAAACCUUACACUUGGAACAGCUUAUCACCCUACUACAAUACAGAUACGGUUGAAUAUCUAUUAAAAAUGCCAGUACCUGUUCGUCAAGGCCACAGCACAAGAUUAACAGCAAACGGAAUGGUCGACCCAGAGGUUUCAUGGAGAAUGGAUCACGUCCUGGCGCCAAUUAAUCCGUCGAGACCAGAAUUGUACAGGAAACAUCAGCCAAAACGAAGAAGUCAUUCUUCUGUAUCAAGGAACCAGAGACAUGAAAUUAUAACUCCAGAUUAUCCGAAGUUGAAUCUUCCUAAGGAAGAGGAAAGAGGCAGAAAUUCUGCAAAAUCAAACAAGCUACCGGUUACUCCACAGAUGAGACCAACAUACAGCGCGUAUUUUGGAACACCAAGAAGGCCUGUUCACAGAGCGAGCCCAAGAGUGAAGUGAUUCGAUGCGAAAAGUAUUACACGCUAAAAAUAUUAAUAAUAUGCAAGAAUAUAUAUUAAACAAGCUUAUACCGACAUUUCCGCACGAUCAUAACUGGAAGUCUUUGUAAGGUUACGUAUACAACCAAUGAAUUCCGUAAUCGUACAACUCUGCUAUCGCCAAAACUUGUAUUCGAGUCGAAAAUUCCAGCUCACGCUGCAGAAAAUCUUAUGCCCGCACCACCGAUUUUAACCUUAGUUCCAUUUCCUAUAUAUUAGUUUGUAUGUAUUCGAAUCAAGGAAACAUUAUCGACUAAUAUUUGGUUAUGAAAUGUAUGCUUCCAUUUGUUUACGCAGAAGUGAAACAAAUAACUAGAACUUUUCAAACAUUUUCUUACCCGACACGGACUGGUAACCGGCCAUUGUACGUCAUAUGAUUGAGCAAUCUUAUUCAUAUUCCUCAUCCGCCAAUUUGGAAAUACACUUUCCCAGUGGUUCUCAAACUUUUUUAGCCACGCCUCCUUUUUAGAAUUUGUCAUGUCUCGCGGCCCACCUCAAAAAUAACUAGUUA
Molecule: messenger RNA, 6692 nt
Organism: Styela clava
Lineage: Eukaryota; Metazoa; Chordata; Ascidiacea; Stolidobranchia; Styelidae
Source: RefSeq, a predicted model, not a curated record